Hibiscus syriacus is the source of this 967-nucleotide messenger RNA. RefSeq lists its product as uncharacterized. The record is from RefSeq and is a predicted model, not a curated record. The coding region runs from base 286 to 867 and encodes 193 amino acids. The transcript is spliced from 3 exons. Lineage: Eukaryota; Viridiplantae; Streptophyta; Magnoliopsida; Malvales; Malvaceae.
CUUACAGGCCUAAUUCACCCAGAAAAAUUUAAGGCUAGUCGGUAAGCAUAUACAGCAAAACACCAAAACAGAUCACAACUGUGUUUCCUUGUAUUCUUUGUUUUCCUUUUUUUUUUUCAUGUCCUCUGUCAAAAGUUGAGUUCUUGAAGGACUAGAUGGAAAUACAAAAGGGCAGUAGGCACCCAUUAAUAGAUUUCUAAAGACAAGAGAAGUGACCAGUUCUGAAUCUUGGGAAAGUUGUGGCCUUUUGAAGGUUCUUAAUCCCCAGGGAAAAGGAAUUCGUCAAUGGAAGAAGAUAGGUAUCCUUGUUCAAGGCGAGGCAGUGGUGUGUGGAGAUCAUUGAGAGAUGGGGAUUUUGAGGAAGAAGAUGUUUGGGCAGUUCUUAAAGAAAGAAAAGAUUCAACUACCACCACCAUCAAACUUGGCCGAUCCAUCGAAGAAUCAUCAUCUGCUGUUACUGUUAGAAGACAGCUCCCAAGUGCUGCAAGGGUGAUCCCUAGAACUUUCUCUGCCAUUAAGAAUGGUUCAAGUUCCAGUCAUGAAGCUAAUGGCGUCAAGCAUCAGCAGCAAUCAGCUCCCGUCAGAAUUCCUGAUUGGUCCAAGUUCUCUAGGAAUAACAAGUCAAAGAAGGGAUCAUCACGGCAUGACGACGACGACGACGAAGAUGACGACGAUCGUGAUUUCGAUGAUGAUGAUGAAGAAGAAUUCGAUUCGAAAUUGCCACCACAUGAGUUUCUUGCAAAGAGGCAAGCAAGGAGUCAGAUAUCAUCUUUCUCAGUGUUUGAAGGUGUUGGGAGGAAACUCAAAGGGAGGGAUUUGAGGAAAGUGAGGAAUGCUGUCUUAACAAAAACAGGUUUCCUUGAAUGAUGUUUAAGCAUAUAUGUUAAGUCCUUCACAUUGUUGUAAUUUUCAUAAAUUGGUAAAUGUUCAAUUGUGGGGAGAGUUCUUCCUUUUGUUUUUCAGUGUU